AUGUCUGCUCCCCAAGACAAUCGCGACAAUGCCGACGAGCUUGUCGACAGCAUGAACAACCUCAACGUUGGUGGUGACGAGGGUCGUGUAGGACCUGAUGGUGAACCGCUUCCCAAGACCGACGAAGAGUAUGCCGAGUCGCAACUCACUUUGAGGGCCAUUGUUUCUUCCAAGGAAGCUGGUGUAAUCAUUGGCAAGGGCGGCAAGAAUGUGGCCGACCUCCGUGACGAGACUGGUGUCAAGGCCGGUGUCAGCAAAGUUGUCCAAGGAGUCCAUGAUCGCGUUCUGACGAUUGCUGGAGGAUGUGAAGCCAUUUCCAAGGCUUAUGCAAUUGUGGCAAAAGCUUUGCUGGAGGGCGCGCCACAAAUGGGUAUGGGUGGAGUCGUAUCCAACAAUGGCACGCAUCCUAUCAAGCUGUUGAUCUCCCACAAUCAGAUGGGCACGAUCAUUGGCCGACAAGGCUUGAAGAUUAAGCACAUCCAGGACGUCUCCGGUGUCCGCAUGGUAGCCCAGAAGGAGAUGCUUCCUCAAUCGACCGAGCGCAUUGUUGAAGUUCAAGGUGCACCAGAUGGAAUCCAGAAGGCUGUCUGGGAGAUCUGCAAGUGCUUGGUUGAUGACUGGCAACGAGGCACAGGAACCGUGCUUUACAACCCUGUUGUACGAACUCAACCUGGUGGAGGUCCUGGUAUGGGUCAAGGUCUGGGAGGAAAUGGACGUGGUGACUAUAACAACAACCGCGUCAUGCGAACAGGCAAUGGUGCCGAUUUCAGCGAGGGCGCCCCUCGACAAUACAAUAACCGUCGCUCCGACUCGGAUGCUGCCCAACGCGGUGGUCCACCAACUCACGAUGAGAACGGAGAGGAGUUGCAGACCCAGAAUAUCAGUAUUCCAUCUGAUAUGGUUGGCUGUAUCAUUGGCCGCGCAGGUAGCAAGAUCAGCGAAAUCCGCAAGACUUCGGGUGCUCGAAUCAGCAUUGCCAAGGCCCCUCAUGACGAGACUGGAGAACGGAUGUUCACAAUCAUGGGCAGCGCGAAGGCCAACGAGACGGCCUUGUAUCUCUUGUAUGAGAAUCUGGAGGCAGAAAAGAUGCGCCGAAGCCAGGGCAGCCCUCAGGACUAA
This is a messenger RNA of Hyaloscypha bicolor E, 1119 nucleotides long. RefSeq lists its product as uncharacterized. Lineage: Eukaryota; Fungi; Ascomycota; Leotiomycetes; Helotiales; Hyaloscyphaceae. Gene Ontology annotation, biological process: 3'-UTR-mediated mRNA stabilization. Gene Ontology annotation, cellular component: cytoplasm; nucleus. The coding region runs from base 1 to 1119 and encodes 372 amino acids. The record is from RefSeq and is a predicted model, not a curated record. Gene Ontology annotation, molecular function: mRNA 3'-UTR AU-rich region binding. The transcript is spliced from 2 exons.